This is a messenger RNA of Cornus florida, 2920 nucleotides long. RefSeq names its product protein NSP-INTERACTING KINASE 3-like. Lineage: Eukaryota; Viridiplantae; Streptophyta; Magnoliopsida; Cornales; Cornaceae. Gene Ontology annotation, biological process: protein phosphorylation. The transcript has 11 exons. The coding region runs from base 839 to 2722 and encodes 627 amino acids. Gene Ontology annotation, molecular function: ATP binding; protein binding; protein kinase activity. The record is from RefSeq and is a predicted model, not a curated record.
AGUUUAAAGGCAAACGCCAGUGAGGACGAUGACAAGCCAAGCCAAGCCAAGCCCGUGACCUGCCCUGCCCAAAACAUACUUUACAGCUUGCGCCCUCAGACGUCCCUCUUCAUCAAUCCCUUGCGUCCCUUCAAUCCAAUCACUCAACAAAAAAGCAAUUUUGUUUUUCAAAUACUACGACUUUUGAGUAACAAUUAUUCACUUGAAGCAAUUUUCUAAAAAAAAAAUUGUUCACUUGAAGCAUUCAUUUAUCUGUGAGGCUUUGGCCUUUUGUAAUUGUACCUCUGGUAAUGUGUGAUACUGUGUGCUUGAUCUCUAGAGGAUAUGGUUGAAUCACAGUGGAUUAACAUGGGAGGGCUACUCCCAACAAUAUAAGCACGUUCAAUUUGUGGGGAUCGGCAGCAUUUUCAGAUCCCUUUUUUUUUUUUUUUUUCCUUCAGAAUUUCAGGCCGUGUGUUUGUUUCUCGAGAAAAUACCCUUCUUUUUGUUAUUUUUCACAGCCCAAACAAUGCCCAAUUGCCUCCGACAGAGGUUUUAGCAUCUGGGUCUUUAGUUUUGUGAAGUUUGGGACCCAGAGUUUCUGAAGUUUUGUGGGUUUUGUGAAGAGCAUUUCUUUCUGUUUGUUCGUGGAAUAACGUUGAAAAAGUAUACUUCUUAUUAAGGUAAGGGGUGGGUUUGCUUUUUGGUGUUCUGAUAGUCAGCGACACAUUUUACUGGACACUACAGAGGUUGUAAAUUCAUGUGAGGAAUGGUUUUGCUUGGUAGUAUUGGUGGUUGUGAUAAGUGGGUGGGCAUUGGUUGUGCACAGAAAGUGAAAUUACUGAACUGAGAAGAGAGAAUGGGAAGAGGGUGUUUUAUGUUCUGGGUAGUGGGAUUACUGUUUUUGGCACUAAUGGAGGGUUCUUCUUCAACUCUUUCUCCUUCUGGUAUAAAUUAUGAAGUUGUAGCUUUGAUGGCUAUAAAAAAUGAUCUAAAUGACCCCUACAAUGUUCUAGAUAACUGGGAUAUUAAUUCGGUAGAUCCUUGUAGUUGGGCGAUGGUUACUUGUUACUCUGAUGGCUACGUGUCUGCUCUCGGACUGCCUAGUCUAAGCUUGUCUGGGACCUUAUCUCCAGGGAUUGGAAACCUUAGUAACUUGCAAGCUGUGUUGAUGCAGAAUAAUGCCAUUUCUGGUCCUAUUCCUGCUGCAAUUGGGAAGUUGGAGAAGCUUCAGACACUUGAUCUCUCGCGCAACAAGUUCAAUGGUGCAAUUCCUAGUUCUCUUGGGAAUAUCAAGAACCUGAAAUAUUUGCGACUAAAUAACAACCACCUUACCGGACCCGUUCCCGAAUCUCUGUCCAAAGUUGAAGGUCUCAAUCUUGUGGACCUUUCUUUCAACAAUCUCAGUGGUUCCUUGCCAAAAAUAUCAGCGAGAGCUUUCAAAAUAAUAGGCAACACUUUAAACUGUGGGCAGAAUUCUGGGAGCAAUUGUUCUGUUGUGUAUUCAGAACCACUUUCCUUCUCACCAGAUGGUGUAAGAGCUGGAUCAGAAUCUGGGACUAAAACCCACAAUGUGGCUAUUGCUUUUGGCACAAGCUUCAGUGCUGCUUUUGUGAUCAUAAUGCUUAUUGGGUCACUUGUUUGGUGGCGAUAUAGACACAACCAACAGAUUUUCUUUGAUGUUACUGCAGAUCAAUAUGAUCCAGAGGUCUGCUUGGGCCAUUUAAGAAGGUACACCUUUAAGGAACUCCGAACUGCAACUGACCACUUUAACUCGAAGAAUAUUUUAGGAAGCGGUGGAUUUGGAAUUGUAUACAAGGGUUGCAUAAAUGAUGGCACUCUGGUGGCUGUUAAAAGGUUGAAGGACUAUAAUGCUGUUGGCGGUGAAAUCCAAUUUCAGACAGAAGUAGAGAUGAUAAGUUUGGCUGUCCAUCGGAAUCUUCUGAGACUUUUGGGGUUCUGCAUGUCAGAAAACGAACGGCUUCUCGUUUAUCCAUAUAUGCCAAAUGGAAGUGUAGCCUCAAGAUUAAGAGAUCAUGUUCGUGGUAGGCCAAUUUUAGAUUGGUCACGGCGAAAGAGGAUAGCUUUAGGAACGGCAAGGGGGCUAGUAUAUUUGCACGAGCAGUGUGACCCCAAAAUUAUUCACCGUGAUGUCAAAGCAGCCAACAUACUGUUGGAUGAAGACUUUGAGGCAAUUGUUGGAGAUUUUGGGUUGGCAAAACUCUUGGACCACCGGGAUUCUCACGUUACCACAGCCGUGCGUGGCACUGUUGGCCACAUAGCUCCAGAGUAUUUAUCAACUGGUCAAUCAUCAGAAAAGACUGAUGUGUUUGGCUUUGGGAUCUUGCUCCUUGAGCUAAUUACAGGUCAGAAAGCUUUGGAUUUUGGACGUGCGGCCAAGCAGAAAGGUGUAAUGCUUGAUUGGGUAAAGAAGCUCCAUCAGGAUGGAAAGCUGAACCUUAUGGUGGAUAAAAAUUUAAAGAGCAAUUUCGACAAGGUCGAGUUAGAAGAAAUGGUUCAAGUUGCUCUUUUAUGUACUCAGUUUAAUCCUUCUCACCGCCCAAAAAUGUCCGAAAUAUUGAGGAUGUUAGAGGGCGAUGGCUUAGCGGAGAAAUGGGAGGCCUCACAAAAGGUUGACACACCCAGGUACCGUGCAUUUGAAAAUCCUCCUCAAAGAUAUUCAGAUUUCAUAGAAGAAUCUUCCCUUGUGGUUGAAGAAAUGGAACUCUCAGGUCCUCGGUGAGAAGAACAGGACCUUUUCCCUCCAGGUUUGCCCUCUUAGGUCAUUAAGUUGCAGUGCUUGAGAAUGAGAUAUUUGCUUGGUGUUGAUAGUUGUUGAAGGCAUGUAUUUUCAUCUGUAAAGGAAAAGGAAAGCCAUGUAUAAAAGUACUUGGUUCCUUGUUGGAAUAUUGGUUUGGUCUAUAUAGAGGUUUUGUGAAAA